AUGUUAAUCAUUUUUUCUUUCUUUUCAUUGCUUUUCAUUUCUCGCUUUUUCACUCCUUUUCUUUUCCUUCUUAUUUUUCACUUUUCUAUUAUAUUGUUUAUUUCUGUUUUGCAUUUAUUUCCUUCUUUCUUUCUCUUUUAUUUUUACGCUUGUUUGCUUCCAUUUUUCAUAUUUCUUUUAUCUUUCCUUUUCUGUCAAUCUUCUUUGUCAUUUCUUUUGUAUUUUGUUCUUUCUUUCUUUCUCUUUUUCUAUCUUAUCCGUUCCCAUUUUUGCAUCUUUAUUUUCCUUUUUCUUUUCCAUCAAUCUUCUUUGUCCUUUCUUUCCUUCUUUUGUUCUUUCUCUCCGGCUCUAUUUUGCAUCUUUCUUUCUUUCAUUCUUGCUUUCUGUCUUUCUUUUUUCAUUUUCUCAAUAGUCCGGCUCUAUUUUCCAUCUUUCUUUCUUUUUCUCACUAGUCCGGCUCUAUUUUCCAUCUUUCUUUCUUUCGUUCUUUCUUUCUUGCUUUCUUUCUUUCUUUUUUCAUUUUCUCACUAUUUUCGCUCUAUUUUCCAUCUUUUCCAUUCUUGCUUUCUGUCUUUCUUUAUUUUCAUUUUCUCAAUAGUCUGGCUCUAUUUUCCAUCUUUCUUUCUUUUUCUCACUAGUCCGGCAGUAUUUUCCAUCUUUCUUUCUUUCGUUCUUUCUUUCUUGCUUUCUUUCUUUCUUUUUUCAUUUUCUCACUAUUUUCGCUCUAUUUUCCAUCUUUUCCAUUCUUGCUUUCUGUCUUUCUUUAUUUUCAUUUUCUCAAUAUCCGGCUCUAUUUUCCAUCUUCCUUUCUUUCAUUCUUGCUUUCUUUCUUUCUUUUUUCAUUUUCUCACUAUUUUCGCUCUAUUUUCCAUCUUUCUUUUACCUUUUCCUUUCCGUCAAUCGUGUUCGUCAUUCUUUCUUGCUGACUUUCUUUCAUUCAUUAUCAGCUUUGGCCUUGUCUUUUUUUUUUAUCUUUUCCUCCUCCAUUUUCCUCUUUCUUUUGCCUUUCCUUUUUCAUCAAUCUUAUUCACCUCUUCUUUCUUUCUUUCUUUCUUUCUUUCUUUCUUUGAUAGCUCAUCUUUUCCCCCUCAUUCAUUCCCUUUAUAUUCUACUUUCUCUUCUUUCCUCCUUCAUUUAUCCUCUGUGUUUGCUUUCCUUUACACAUCAAUGUUUCUUUCUUUUUCCAGUUUCCGGUCUAUUCCAUCUCUCUCUCCUUUUCUUUCUCUCCCCUUUUCUUUGUCUCUCCUUUUCUCUAUCUGUCUUUAUUAUUCUUUCUUCUGCCAUGUUUUAUCUCUAUCUCGCUACCCGUUAUACUUUCACACACACAUACUCUCUCUCUCUCUCUCUCUCUCUCUCUCUCUCUCGUUCUUUGCUAACAUCUCUCACUCUCUCUCUCUCUCUCUAUCUCUCUCUCUCUCUCUCUCUCGUAUUUUAAGUCUUUCUCUUUUCAUUCUUUCUCUCAUUCGGCUCAGCUAUGAGUUUCUUCUGUCCUCUCUCUCUCUCUUCUCUCCCACCCCACUUGGUUUCUCUUUGUCUGGCUGUCUGUCCCUCUCUCUCUCUCUCUCUCUCUCUUCUCUCUCUCUCUCUCUUAUUCUGCCCACCACUUGGUUUCUCUUUGUCUGGCUGUCUGUCCCUCUCUCUCUCUCUCUCUCUCUCUCUCUCUCUCUCAUCACAUUUCCUUCAAUCUUGGAUUUUCAUAAUAAAUAA
This is a messenger RNA of Acanthosepion pharaonis, 1707 nucleotides long. Lineage: Eukaryota; Metazoa; Mollusca; Cephalopoda; Sepiida; Sepiidae. The record is from the annotation of a GenBank genome assembly.